AUUUGCUUUAGAAAUUACAAUUGUGCUGUAAAGAAAGACUGGUGAGUUGGUGGUGAACAUUUACAGGGCAGGAUGUCCUUGGCCUUCCUCGUUUCCGUUUUAUUAUCAGACUCGCACAGCUAUCACUGCUCUGAGUGCGUGCUAGCAAUCCCAGUCCCGGGUGUGGAUCUUGCAGACAGCUGCCAGCGCAAGAGGGAAAAAAAACUCUUCAAUUGUCUCUGCAGUUUUUGACGAAGAACGAAAGAACUAAUUUGACUUUGCUCUCGAUCUACACUUGGUGUUCGUUCGCUAACAACCAGUUGCAUCAAAGAAGAAAAUGUUUGUCGUCUUCCAUCUACAAGUUCUGUUUGUGUUGACCCCGUUCGCUGCAUGCCAGGGCCACAGAGUUCCAGCAUCCAAUCCUGAGAUUUCUGCACAAAUUGGCUUUAAGAUGGAAAAAUCAAUUAUCACAACUAUUUUCUGUUUGUCACCAAAAGGAAGUUUACCAAUAAACUACACGUUGUAUCGAGACACAACGUUGGUGAUGACCUAUGUUGCAGAGAGUCGGCGUAAAGCGGAAUUUAUUGUGAAUCUAUCUUUCAGUGAAUUACUGGACAUUCUUAAAUGUAAAGCAGAUAAUGGAUUUGGUCCAAAGUACAGCAGAGGGCUGAUUAUAGAUUUGUCUGUUAACUUGACCUCAAAGCCAGAUCCUCCUAUUCUGGGCCAGCAGCUGGCAUUGUCUUGCGCUGUAACUUACGAAACUCAAGAACACUACAAGUGGUAUUUUGUUUACCCAGCAAAGAAUACAACUGAAGUCACACAGCAGAACCAGUACAUUAUUAAAUCCGCAAACGUAGGGAUAUAUUACUGCUCUGUAUAUGGUUAUUUUAGCAACAGGAUUGAAGUACUAGCGCAAGAUUUGUCCGUUAACCUGACGUCAAAGCCAGAUCCUCCCAUUGUGGGCCAGCAGCUGGCACUGUAUUGCACUGUAACCUACGACACGAAAGAAAGCUACACGUGGUAUUUUGUGUACCCAACAAAGAACAUGACCAAAGACACAGAGCAGAACCAAUUCAUUAUUGAAGCCGCCAACUCAGGGAUAUAUUACUGCUCUGUACACGGUCAUUUUAGCAACAGGAUUGAAGUACCAGAGCAAGAUUCCAGUUUCCAGCCAGUGGUGGUGGGUGUCAGUGUAGGAGCCAUUCUGCUACUCAUUUUGAUUAUUGGGUUGAUCUGUUAUUGUAGUGCAACUAAAGCCCACAGACUCAAUAUUGGAUAAUUCAUGUGACAUGCAUCUGUCAAUGAGGUCCUGCUUCAUUAUCCUCAAGCAAAGGACAUUUGAUCCAGGAAAUUCUAUACAACCAUCAUGACCAACGCCUCAUGUUAUUGCCAAACAGUACGGGUUAUGUUAGAGCAGCACACAGGUCUUUGAUGUUACUUCGCCCUCACCAUGGGGUCCGUCUGCUAUUUUAUGUUCUACGACGAUGUCGGCUUGAAAUGGCAGUAAAGUCAAACCCAAGUAUCAGUCAAGGCUGGGGUGCAUCCUCACCUGAUACGACAACGCCAGCCAACCCUGCAAGACUGAAGCUACCCGGAUACUGGAGAAAUCAGAUUAAUGUUACUGACUACGAUGACUGUAGUUUCAGAUUUUGAACUUCCAAGAUUCAGGUAUAAAGGAUGUGAUGUGAUGCCAUUCUUCCAGCUGUGUCCACAUAUUCCAAAGGAAGAUCAAGGUAUCUCAGUCUGCUUGCAAAAAAUAUUUGUGGAUGCUGUUUCACAAAUACAAAUCAUGUUGAGUUAAAGAGAUCGGUGAAAUAAAUCAAUGUAAUAUCCCCAGAGCUCCAAACCUAUUCACAAAAUGAGUCCAGCACCAGUUUUAACCUAUUCCCUAUAUUUUGCAUAUGAUACAAAUAUUUAGACUGCAGGCAAAGAUUGGAACCUUACAAUAAAUUUGUUAAAGAAACACAGCGUUAACACAAUGAAUGUUAUCUAUUUUACAUUGAAACAUUUUGGCAGGUAGAAUGAGCUGAGUGCCCUCCUUUUAUACUUUUAUCAUUUUUGGAUUCAGAAAUGGACAUUCAUUUUAUUUGGCCCAGAAAAAAA
Amblyraja radiata (thorny skate) is the source of this 2082-nucleotide messenger RNA. RefSeq lists its product as uncharacterized. The transcript has 7 exons. The record is from RefSeq and is a predicted model, not a curated record. NCBI's taxonomy places the organism in Eukaryota, Metazoa, Chordata, Chondrichthyes, Rajiformes, Rajidae. The coding region runs from base 317 to 1258 and encodes 313 amino acids.